Clonostachys byssicola is the source of this 369-nucleotide messenger RNA. The record is from the annotation of a GenBank genome assembly. Lineage: Eukaryota; Fungi; Ascomycota; Sordariomycetes; Hypocreales; Bionectriaceae.
AUGAAUGAAUGCAUGGGUGGAUGUCUGGUUGAGAGUGACCAGCACCUGGAGCUCGAGGCAUGGCCUUGGACAAAUCCGUCCCUCUGCGUCCCGCGUUGGAUCCGCAACCGCAUCGCCGUCAAAGACGACAGAGCAGAUCCCUACCCGCUUUUCGGUGGUACUCUAAAGGCACCCUCGCUCGUCCCCAACGCCCUGACCUUGGCCUUGGACCCAGCUGUGCGUGCCCCGUCUUACCGAAUGGGGUGGAGGUACAAUGUCCGGUAUUACGCCCUUGACGUCGUCCCCUGGCUCUGCUGUGCGAACCCAUGCUCAGAUCACCAACUGGGAUGCUUUGCAAGUACCCUGCUCACCUGCUGGCACGGGAUAUAG